UGUAUAUAUCAGCUGGGAGGCGGUGCAACUAUUGUUGACAAGUGCACUGCUAACUUACACUCAGAAUAUUAAAAUGGCUUGAAACAGAUCAACGGCGAAUUCUCAGUCGAAUAUGUAUGCAUUGAAAUGAAAAACUGUCAAGUUUACGCAUGAGUCGAUUCGUCUUUCACUCAAAAUGUUCAGCAAUGCGCGACGCACCAAGUUUUGUUACAUAUAGUCUGCAGAUGUAUUGAAAGUAACAUCUGGUCUGGUUUUAGGUGGUGACAGUUUAAUUACGAGUAGGAAAUUAGCUGACUCAAGUUUGCAACGCUGGACUGACUAUAUAAUUAAAGAAAAUCAUGAUUGGAGCUGAGUAUGCACAAUUCACCUCGUACAUUCCAAGCGAGAACCCGGCUCCGGACCCUAACAAGAGCUUCCUGCCAUCGUAUCUUUUACCUUCAUUUCAUGUCCCUCAACCAUGGACAAGCAAGACAAACAGAGCAGGCUUUCAGGAAGAUUUCAUCAUCGUGGCUGAGUUUUCAGAAAUAGAGGGCCCCAAACCAGUGAUGGUGAUACCCAAACAUGGAGGGGGAGACUUUGACCAAAACACAUUUUCUGUGAAAAUCAUGGCCGUUGACCACCAAACGAAUUCUGUGGGUUUCAGCAUAUCAGAGGAUACUCAGGUCGUUAUCUCAGAGGACAAGGAUGGUGUCUACAGCUUUGUUCACCAUUUUGUUUUGUAUGACAAUGAAGCUCGUGGAUUCGUACGCCCUUUCUGCAUGGCCUAUGUGACUAGUGAGAGAAGGAAAAUCAUGACCUUCUAUGAAGAGCUUUCGGCACAGUUCAGAAAGGUAGCUCGAUUUUUAAAGUAUGGAAAUAGAAUGGUCUUUGUGCGUGACCUUGACAGAUAUCUCAGUGACCUGGAUUAUACGAAAGGUCAGUUAAGGAUGAAGGGAACAUCGCAACCAGAAUCAGCAUCUGGGGAGGCAGAGAGGCGGAAUGCAGAGGAAGAGACGUACCAAGAUCUGCAAAAUAUUCGAGCAUCAAUGGACGAGGUGAAGGAAAUGCUAAUUACACUCCGACCUUUACUGAAUGACCGCCGAGUUGAAUGUCGGUUCCAAACACUGGAAGACCGAGCCUACCAUCAGAAGCUGAAAGCUGAGACAACCAAUGUGGAUACGUUAAGUUUGGAGGAGAAUAUAUUCUCGGGGGAAAAAGCAAGUCCUGCUUUCCGAUGUGGAUCCUUCAACGGUGCAGCAGAUACAACCUUGUCAUUAUUCCAGGGGCACCGUCCCUACACUCCGAAGAUUGUUUCCCCAAACAGAAGAAAGAAGUUUGACAGUGCCCUGAGGGGUCUCCAUGAGUUGUGUUCCUGGGGGGCCAAGGAGGGGCUGAAGAAACUCAGGUGCAUUCAAGAGCACUAUAAAAGAGAGACAAUGAUUUUAGAACUGGAGAGAAGUGAAUCCAACCUUCUAGACCCACCUGGCUCUCUGAUGACAUGUGGACAGUGCGUGACCUCCAACUUUCUGACUGGGAUCUCCAUGCGUGGCUUGGACCUGUCGUCCAGUCUAGCAGACGCAAGUCUGUCUACGCCAGGGUCAGAUAUCAUAAAGAGGUGGCCUUCGAGCGACACCCUAGAUAGCUUCAAGUCAGCCGGGUCAUUUGUGUCUCUCCAAGAUGAAGAUGGUGACAUCAUGUCUUUAACAUCAGCAGAUGGAAAUACAAGUAUGGAUCCCAUGAACUGUCAGCACUCCUCAGUUCCCCCAUCACCUAUCAGCUCACCAACCAAGUCCCCCUUCCACCGUCUGGGCAGCAGUUGUGAGAGCGAGUCCACCAGCAGCAUCUACCAAACAGAUGAAGCCUCUAGCACAGCCUCCCCAUCCCGACCACCCGUCAGUACCACAAUCACCAAGCUCAGCAUACCCAUCUCAGCAAAUGUCCAUCCCCCAGACACUCAGCCCAGUAUCUCAACCACCCUCCAGUAUACAGCCAACCAACAUGGCGUCUACUGUACAGACGUCUCUGACCUCUCACAAAGGUCAUCUCAGAUGGACCCAGCUGCUUCACCAACUGACCAAGCCGUGGACAAAAAACAGACUGUAAAUCAUGUCAGUGGUCAACAAGAUCAUGGAGACGCAGUGGAUGCAGUGACCGAAGGUCAAACUGCCACCACUGGUCAUCAGCAGAUGAUGAUGCGCCAAGUGAGUCCCCAAUACAGUACUGAGAAGACAUCGGAUCUGCAGCCUGAUCCACUCCACCUUCCAGGUCAGUUGUCCAUGUACUUCCUGAAGACAUACAAUCUGUCCAAAGACCUACUGAAGCCCAAGGCAGGGCUGUACAGUCUGGGAGACCUGAUGGAGAAGCUUGGUCCAGGUGUGCCAGGAUAUGGCAUUCUUGAUGUACUACUCUCCUGCAACAACUUACAACACGUACUGUACAGCUUGCUGAUUGGUCGAACAGUCCUUGUUGUCGGCUCGCCUAGACUAGAAGGGGAGGUAAUCAGGAUAGUGACAGCACUGGCUCUGUUCCUGCCAGACCACCGGAGGAAGCACCCAUCUAUGAUAGAAUGGCUGUCUAAACCCUUCAGACUCACAGAUCUGGCUCGUACAAAGCUGGCCGGUGUGUGUCGCCCCGAGAAACGACCUCUGGAGUCUGUGGUUCCCAGUGUCGUCAAGAAAUAUUCGUCUGUAAUUGACGUUGACAGACAAGGCAUUCUGCCCAAAUACCAGGGUAAUCUUCUAACAGCAUUGAUAAGCAAGAAGAAGGUUUUCAAUACAGAUACAGAAUUUGUAGCCUACAUCCACUGCUGGUUGAUGGAGCUGUCAUCCAAGGCCUUCAUCUUCUACCACUCCUUCUGUCUGGGCACCGCUGGCAUCAUGUAUGACCAGAACCUGCAGAGACAGAAGGAACAGUACCAAAGCACUGUGAGGAGCUUCAUAGCCAAGCUAGGGGUCACCGAUGAUGAUAUUCAUAUAGUAGAGUAUUUGGCUGAGAUAGUGAAGAUGUCGGAGAUUGAGCCACAUGUACGACUAACUCAAGUUGGAGGUGGUGUUGCCAGACCAAUCACUCUGAAUUACCUCCCUUGCCAGCUUCAACCUCUGAGGUUCUGAGUGAAGUUACUCCAUCAGAUGCAUCACUGUCUUCAUGAUGCAUCAUCUGGAUCAGGUGCAUCUCUCCAUACACCCAAGUCAUGAUCAGUUUCCAAUGCUGGCUUUGAUGCAUUUAAAGGGAGUGAACUCUUGUGCGAAGCAUUCCUUGUAUGGCAACAUCGUCUGACUCAGGGACUUGUUUAGUGCAAUAUGGACUGGGUAUAGAGUGGAUCCCUUCUCUCAUACAGGGCAGGAGUUAGCCCUGUGGGUUGCUUGUCACAUAGUCUUGGUUUGAAUCCCAGAAUGGGUUCAAAUAGGACAAAAAUCCUUUGUAUCCUGAAGAAAACAUACUGUGAUAAAUAUUGUAUUGUGAUUUCAGUGUUUAUGCUUUAGUGAACAACAAAAAUGAUCAUGAUAAGCAUUCCUUGAAGAUGUGCAAGCUAAGAUGCAGCUAUCUGAGCAGACUCUUGGGAAUCAAACCUGUGUUCAUCAUCCAAGAGACAGAAUAUUGUGUAAGGACUGUGUAUGAACAGUACAGAAGAAGUAAGGCAUUACUGACCCUGACAGCUAAGGUGCUGGAACUUACUGCCCAAAGGCCAGAUCAAAUAUGGAAUGCUUCGAUCAUUUCCAUCAAAAGGCCACAAAAUGACACCAGUCUAAAUAAACUGACCUGGAGACAAUUUGGAUCAAACUCAUGGUGGUGCUUUGCAGGACGUUACAGCAGAACACAUGUAGAACAUAGGUAAUUUAGUAUUGAGGGUUUACGGGUCACGACAUCUGACUUGUGUAAGGGACUGGGAAGGGGACUUGUCUUAGGAUUGUAUCAUAUUGGACUCCCUUCUUCCUCAAUUUUGUUACACCUUUCCAUUUUUCAUGAACACAAAAAGCUGCAGAUGUCGUCAUCUUAUCAGGACAUGGUCAUUUAUCAAUGUGCUUGGCAAUCAAAUACUGUGUUAUCACUUGAAUUAAUUGAUAAUUGAUUACACCAUUCAAGUGAUCCACAAGUUUGGUUUAUUUGGCUGUUUUUAUCACUAUUUCAGCAAAAUUUAACAUCACUGGCCAUGGAGCUUCACACUUUGUACCCAUGUAUGAAAUAGAACUCAGACUGUUGGCAAGACAAGUAAAUGCUUUAUCCACUAGACUACCCCAAUGCUUUGAAAGUAUUGUCUGCUAUGUCUUGCAAUAACAAGGCAAUUAGGAAUGUACAGAGACAGAUAUAUAUAUACAUACUUAAGAACAA
This is a messenger RNA of Haliotis rubra (blacklip abalone), 4308 nucleotides long. Its product is annotated as guanine nucleotide exchange protein smcr8a-like. The record is from RefSeq and is a predicted model, not a curated record. Gene Ontology annotation, cellular component: guanyl-nucleotide exchange factor complex. Gene Ontology annotation, molecular function: GTPase activator activity. NCBI's taxonomy places the organism in Eukaryota, Metazoa, Mollusca, Gastropoda, Lepetellida, Haliotidae.